Megalops cyprinoides (Indo-Pacific tarpon) is the source of this 5170-nucleotide messenger RNA. RefSeq names its product zinc finger protein 652-like. Gene Ontology annotation, molecular function: RNA polymerase II cis-regulatory region sequence-specific DNA binding; DNA-binding transcription activator activity, RNA polymerase II-specific. Gene Ontology annotation, biological process: regulation of transcription by RNA polymerase II. NCBI's taxonomy places the organism in Eukaryota, Metazoa, Chordata, Actinopteri, Elopiformes, Megalopidae. The transcript has 6 exons. The record is from RefSeq and is a predicted model, not a curated record. Gene Ontology annotation, cellular component: nucleus. Bases 852 to 2957 code for a protein of 701 amino acids.
CGAGCGCGGAGAUGAGCGCGGGAUUGUGCGCGAGACCUAGGCCGGCCACGUAGCGAUGCGGGGCAGUGGGUUGUGAGAAUCUUUGCAAAAUGUAAACUAUGAUAAUAAACUAUGAAAAAGCAAAGCACGGCCACGCACUGGAAAGCAUUCACACCUUCACGCACUCAGUGAACAGACCUGAAGACAGGUAGCGCGCAAGAUAAAUAACAACAGUUAGCUAGCUAGCUAGCCUAGCUAUUUAAUAUUUGCGCUCCCGAAGCCUUUACCGCACAUUGCACGAGAUGAGGAAGAGGGCGCUGUCGUCAAGGAUUGUGGAUCGCCGAUGGCUGCUAAAACAAGACGGACUGGUUCCUUGCCUCCCCGCCAGACAUUAAGCUAAAUUUGUCCGCUGUGUGAGAGCGUUGUUAGCUGCGUGUUGCACAAUGUCCUCGAUGUGUUGCUGCUGCAAGAACUGCUUUCCCUGCUGCUGAACGGGCACCACUACAGGAUUCUCUCUCUCUCCGCGUAACAGUUUGCCUGUCCCUGAACAGAGGUAGACACCAGAGAGCAAGAUGGCUCCGUGGAGCUGAGUCCACUACCUGUUCUGCUCACUUGCAUUUGCUCAACUCAUUUUGGAUUCAGUUGUUUUUUUUUUUUUUCUGAAAUUCCUGUGGAACACAUGGAAACCCACUUUGGGUCUGAGUAGUGCUUUUUGCUCGCCCCCUCGUGCAUUUUUGGGGAGGGGUGGGGGGGAUUGGGGUGACCCCCGCCCCUCCUUGAGACACUGGGAGGGGCACUUCAGCAAGCUUCAGCCGAGAGCAGAUAUACACGCACCAACAGACGGCUCUUCCUCUUUCCCUCUCUGCCCCCUCAUGAAAUCUUGCCAGAGCUUCAAGGAGGAGGUUUCGCUCCCCAGCUCGGGCGGGAUGGCGCAGGACGACGGGCGCAGGGCGCAGGCGCCCCAGUCCUACUACCACCCUGCGGCCCCGGAGCUGGACCUCUCUGGCAAGCUGUACAAGCGGGAGGGCGGGGGGAAGCCUUACUCUGUGCUGGUGGAUAACAAGAUGGGGGAGCAGGUCCCAGGGCAGCUCCCUCCUCACCAGGUCAACCAGCAGCAGCAGCAGCAGCAGUACUACAGGGAGGGAGGUGCGCCGGGGCCGGACGGGGGCGCCCAGGGGCCACUGGGGCCCCAGCCGGGCAACAGGGACACCUCUGACGACACAGGGGAGUCCGAGGAGGAGGAGGACGAAGAGGAUGACGAGGAGGAAGAGGAAGAGUCUUUCAAACGGGAGCAGAUUAUCGUGGAGGUGAACCUUAACAACCAGACGCUCAACGUGUCGAAGGGCGACAGCAAGCAGGGCGGCCCUCUCGGCUCCUCCGACCCCUCUGACAGAGUCAAGUCAGGCAGCGAGGAGGAGGACGAUGAGCAGGAGACUCCGGAGGAAGAGCCGGAGGAGGAGGAGGAGGAGGACGAGGAAGAGGAGGAGGAGGAAGAUGAAGACGAAGAGGAGGAGGAGGAAGAGGAGGAGAACGAGAGCCGGAGAACAAGAGCCAAGAAGCCCCGGAGAGGCCCCGCCGCCCCUAGCCAGCCCCAGCGGAAGACCCGCAGAGCCGCCAUGGCGGCCGCCAGCGCCGCGAUGCCCGGCGUCACCACCAGGGGGCGGCAGAAGAGCGCGGAGCCGCCCGAGCGGAAACGGCGGCUCGCCCGCGAGCCCAAGGCGGCGGUGUCCAGGUCAGGCGCCUCCGGCGCGGCGGCGCCCGCGGGCAAGGGCGGCGCGGAGGAGAGAGAGACGCUGGCGUGCGAGAAGUGCCCGCGCGUCUUCAACACCCGCUGGUACCUGGAGAAGCACAUGAACGUCACGCACCGCCGCAUGCAGAUCUGCGACAAGUGCGGCAAGAAGUUCGUGCUGGAGAGCGAGCUGGCGCUGCACCAGCAGACCGACUGCGAGAAGAACAUCCAGUGCGUCUCCUGCAAUAAGUCCUUUAAGAAGUUAUGGUCCCUGCAUGAGCAUAUCAAGAUCGUGCACGGAUAUGCUGAGAAGAAAUUCGCCUGCGAGAUCUGCGAGAAGAAGUUCUACACCAUGGCCCACGUCCGCAAGCACAUGGUCGCCCACACCAAGGACAUGCCAUUUACCUGCGAGACGUGUGGGAAGUCCUUCAAGCGCAGUAUGUCCCUGAAGGUGCACUCCCUGCAGCACUCGGGAGAGAAACCCUUUCGCUGUGAGAACUGUGACGAGAGGUUUCAGUACAAGUAUCAGCUGCGCUCCCACAUGAGCAUCCACAUCGGACACAAGCAGUUCAUGUGCCAGUGGUGCGGCAAGGACUUCAACAUGAAGCAGUACUUCGACGAGCACAUGAAGACGCACACAGGAGAGAAGCCGUUCAUCUGUGAAAUCUGCGGGAAGAGCUUCACAAGCCGGCCCAACAUGAAGCGCCACCGCCGCACCCACACGGGCGAGAAGCCGUACCCAUGCGAGGUCUGCGGCCAGCGCUUCCGCUUCUCCAACAUGCUCAAGGCCCACAAGGAGAAGUGCUUCCGGGUCACCAGCCCAGUCGACUUGCAGCCGGCCGGCCUCCCCAUGCCCCUCCACCUCUCUACCCCCUCUUCCUCUGGCCCAGGCCCCGGUCCCGCCCCCACCCCUGCCACGUCCUCCGCCCCCGCCCCUGCCAGCCCUCCCGCCCCGUCCGUGCACAUGGGCCUCAGCCCCACCAGCGGGGCCCUGCCCCCCCGGGCAGUGGGACACGGCUUCUCCCACCUGCACAUGCACUCAAACCCCUCCCACCACCACCACCACGCACCCCAUCACCACACUCCUCACCCCGCCCAUCACCACCUCGCCGUGCCCCCCGUCUCGCACUUGCCGCCACCCCCAGCCCUGUUCAAGAGUGAGCCCCUCAAUCACCGUGGGCACGAGGACAGUUACCUGCGCCACAUGGGACCCCCUGACAAGAGCACAGGUGCACCCCAGCACCACUAAACACGGCCCACAGUACGGCCAAGGAAGGUGGGCCAUAUAGAGACAGAUGGAGAAAUAUAAAUACUUGCAUACUUAUAUUGUAUGAUUAUGUGCAUCUUUCCUUUCUUCCCCGCUGACAUGGCAUUCUCACAGUGAUACUGACAUUGCAGAAAUCCUGAGAGAAUGUUGCUUUAGCUGGCUUUGUGCUACUCCAUUUGAUGUGAGUCAGUGUGUGUGCGCAGAUGUCUGAAAGAAUCAAAAGUUACUUGGGGCUGUGUUUAACUGGAGCAGUGGGGCUGUGUUUGUCACAUGGUACCUUGACAGAGACCACCACAGUGAGGAUGUUCAGCUGUGCGGUAGGACAUUUUCAUAAUGUAGCUGCCUUGGUACAUUCAGUCAGUUGCAUUACAAUACACCGUAGGGUCAUUUAAAUCCUACUCUCUGGUUCUCACUGUUUAAUGUGUGCGUGUGUGUUUGUUUGUGUGUUUGUAUUCAUACAUGCACAACACUCUGUAAUUUCUAUGAAUUAUUUUCUGGACACUUCUGCCACAAAAUUGGGGGGAUAGUGUAUGUGUGCGUAUGUGUGUCUACCAGUCUUUUGUUAACAAUGCAGUUCACUUUGCCCAAUAUAUUGACAACUCCACUCCAAUAGCCUACCAGGAAGUUUUGCACUUUACCAACGUAUAGCAUUUGCCCGUUCUUUAGUCCAGUUGUCCAAUAUUUUCCAUGAUUCAAAAUCUCAACUAAACAACGCUGUGGAACACUAAUUUUAACUGGAAACGACUCUUCAGAUCAUUUUUUGAUGGCUCUCUGAAGUCAGCAUUACCAGUGCUCUGAUAAAAAAUGAAUGCUCACCACAAAGGUGCUUAUGAAUAUUGGUGGAUUUUGUUAGCCGACACUCUAGCCUUACUGAUAUUUCAGAAUGAUUUUGAAUGUGAUUCCCCUUGACAAUAAGAGCACGCAUAUGGUUUUGAUCUUUCUCUCUCUCACGUGACCAAGGUCAGUGGUCUGAAAGGAACCACUUGCUUGGUCAUGUGAGCAGAUAAUUAGAAACGGCAAGAUCUGGUCUGACUUCCUCGGGUAGGCCGAAACAAGUGAUCUGUCAACACAAUUCUAACAGGAGUCUUUCACGGUAACAACUUCGUCUGGGUGAUUGGCUGCCUUGGAUGUGGAAUUUCUAGAUUGGUCCAACAGUGCGUAUGGUGUUAAAAUUCCCAAGUCAAUCACGCAGGGACAUUUUGCUUGAUCACAUCAUGUUAUUUGUCCUUUGUUGUCAUUAUGGGUGUUCCCUUUUUGACUGCUGCUUUCAGUGGUUGAGACCAAUCUUCCUUUUUUUCCUCUAUGAACGAAUGCUGCUGGCCGCUGCUGAACUGCAGAUGUGAAACAACCUUAGACUGACAGAACUGUGUUCUAAACUGACGUGUUGAAGGGCAGGACUCCUGGUUAACCCGGGGAGCCUGACUUUACCACAGCGCUGUGUCUGUAAUUGUGACGUGCACACACCCAACCCUCAGCUGCUGUGCUCUUGACUCAGGAGAGCACCACUUACUUGCAAUGCCUAGUGGUGACAGUGGCGCCUUCUCUUCCAGCUGUGGAACAGUAGUGUUGUCACUGGUUUCAGGGGUGAGAUGAGAUUAAAGUUGCUGGUACACACACACACACACACACACACGCAAACACACAAACACACACACACACACACACACACACACACCCACUGGCAUUGCUAUUUGUGUUAUAAAUAUGAAACAUUGCCGCUGUUAAGUCAAAUGGAGAGCCUUUUCUGGUCGAGAAGCCUCAUUCUCCCUCCAACUCAGUUGCUGCUUCCAAACCUAUUUAAAAUCACAGCAUUAAAAUCAUCAAACAGCUCUUCAGUUAGACCUUUUUCUUCAUUUUGUCACUUCAUUUUCUGCCACAGUAAGCACAGGACAAAACAAUGAGCUAAAAAAAACCCUGCUUUUUAAGUUUGCCCUCUCACGUAGUCACACUUAGACACUCAACAGUCAUUUCCACACGGAUGUUUGCUUUCUGCAAUACAGACCACUCUUCAUCACACACACACUGUACUCAAAACUGAAGACAGUCAAAUCCUUUUGAAUGUUGCUUGAAUGGGACCCACAGCGUCAAGUGUCUCUGGAUCAUUAAAGAAAAAGUGUGUUUUAAAAACUUUUGUUAGGUAAAAGAAUGCAUUUGGACAUUUGUCUUUGGAAGAACAAUAGUUCUGUCAGACUCAC